Molecule: messenger RNA, 3026 nt
Organism: Onychomys torridus (southern grasshopper mouse)
Lineage: Eukaryota; Metazoa; Chordata; Mammalia; Rodentia; Cricetidae
Gene: Mipep
Product: mitochondrial intermediate peptidase
Exons: 19
Coding region: 125-2299 (724 amino acids)
Biological process (GO): peptide metabolic process
Cellular component (GO): mitochondrion
Molecular function (GO): metalloendopeptidase activity
Source: RefSeq, a predicted model, not a curated record
UCAAGUCCGGGCCUGCGCCGGGAGCCCACAGGGCAGCGCGCGCGUCACGUGCCGCGGCGUGGGCCGCUGCCUUGGAAACGCGGGGCGCGCGCUUCCUGAACUUGAAGCAUCCGGGGCCGGGAGGAUGCUGCUGGUGGACGGGAUGCGGUACGCCCGCAGGCUGUGUGGCCUAGGAGCCAGAGCGGCUCUGCGGGGACCCGCAGGCCGAAGCGGCCUGCGCAGCUGGGGUCGCGCCCGGGGAGUCAGCACCAGCUGGUCCCCGGUGGGCGCCGCCUUCAACGUCAAGCCCCAGGGCCGCCUGUGGGACCUGUUGGGAGAGCGCCGGGGUCUUUUUGGAGUUCCUGAGCUCAGCACCCCUGAAGGAUUCCGUGUUGCCCAGAAGGAGGCCUUGAGGAAGACGGAGCAGCUGGUGGAGCGAGCGUGUUCCACACCCCCAGGGCCACAGACAGUCCUCAUCUUUGAUGAGCUCUCGGAUUGCCUGUGCAGAGUGGCCGACUUGGCAGACUUUGUGAAAAUCGGACACCCUGAGCCCGCCUUCAGAGAGGCUGCGGAAGAGGCCUGCAGGAGUAUUGGCACCAUGGUGGAAAAGUUGAAUACGAAUGUGGAAUUAUAUCAGAGUCUGCAGAAAUUACUAGAUGAUAAGAAGCUUAUGGAUUCCCUUGAUGCAGAAACCAGGCGAGUGGCUGAACUAUUUAUGUUUGAUUUUGAAAUCAGUGGAAUCCAUCUAGAUGAAGAAAAGCGCAGAAGAGCAGUGGACCUCAAUGUUAAGAUCCUGGAUUUGAGCAGUACUUUUCUUAUGGGAACCAACUUUCCCAACAAGAUACAGAAGCAUCUCUUACCAGAGCACGUUCAGCACCACUUUGCCUGUGAUGGGAGUUAUGCAGUCGUUGAUGGUCUACAUGCAGAAGCCUCAGAUGACUUGGUUCGGGAAGCUGCUUAUAAAGUUUUUCUUUAUCCCAAUGCUGGUCAGUUGAAAUGCUUAGAAGAAUUGCUGAGCAGCAGAGAUCUUCUGGCAAACUUAGUAGGUUAUUCUACAUUUUCCCACAGAGCCCUCCAGGGAACCAUAGCUCAGACUCCAGAGACUGUCAUGCAGUUCCUGGAGAAACUCUCUGACAAGCUCUCUGAAAGAACUGCAAAAGAUUUUGAGAUGAUGAAAGGAAUGAAAAUGAAACUAAACCCUCAAAACUCUGAGCUAAUGCCUUGGGACCCCCCCUACUACAGUGGUGUGAUUCGUGCUGAGAGGUAUAAUAUUGAGCCCAGUUUAUAUUGCCCAUUUUUCUCCCUUGGAGCUUGCAUGGAAGGCCUGAAUGUCUUAUUUAACAAACUUUUGGGCGUCACCUUAUAUGCAGAGCAGCCUGCAAAAGGAGAGGUGUGGUGUGAUGAUGUCCGGAAGCUGGCAGUUGUUCAUGAAUCUGAAGGGUUGCUGGGGUACAUUUACUGUGAUUUUUUCCAGCGAGCAAACAAGCCACAUCAGGAUUGCCAUUUCACCAUCCGAGGGGGCAGGCUAAAGGAGGAUGGAAGCUAUCAGCUCCCUGUCGUCGUUCUCAUGCUGAAUCUUCCCCACUCCUCCAGGAACACCCCCACCUUACUAACUCCUGGGAUGAUGGAAAAUCUCUUCCAUGAAAUGGGACAUGCCAUGCAUUCGAUGCUCGGACGAACUCGCUACCAACACGUCACUGGGACCAGGUGCCCAACUGACUUUGCUGAAGUUCCAUCUAUUUUGAUGGAGUACUUUUCAAAUGAUUACCGAGUAGUCAACCAGUUUGCCAGGCAUUAUCAGACUGGGCAGCCUCUGCCGAAAGCUAUGGUGUCUCGCCUCUGUGAAUCUAAGAAGGUUUGUGCGGCCGCAGAAAUGCAGCUUCAGGUCUUUUAUGCCGUCCUGGAUCAAAUCUACCAUGGCCGACAUCCCCUGAGGAAGUCAACCACAGACAUCCUCAUGGAAACACAAGAACAGUUUUACGGAUUGCCCUACGUUCCUGACACUGCCUGGCAACUGAGGUUCAGCCACCUCGUGGGAUAUGGUGCCAAAUAUUACUCAUACCUGAUGUCCAGGGCUGUAGCGUCCAUGGUCUGGAAGGAGUGCUUCCUGCAGGAUCCUUUUAACAGGGCUGCCGGGGAGCGCUACCGCAGAGAGAUGUUAGCCCAUGGUGGAGGCAAGAAGCCCAUGCUCAUGGUUCAAGGGAAAUGGCCUUCCAGGAAAUUCAGAUCUGCCAACUGUGAAUGCAGGAUGUGGUUCCUGAAGCAUGCUCAGUGGUGGGAACCUCCUUUUCUUGAACAGCAUCUACCCAGGAGUAAGUGAUGAUACGUAUCCUGACACCAGAUCUAGAGCUGGGAACACUGGGAUUAUGGCACAGUUUCAGUAAUAGAGGUAGAUGGCAACCCAGCAUAGCAGCCAAGUAAAUAGAAUCCUUCCUUUCUGCUUAUUCAGGUCUUCACCCAGCAUAGCCUCAGAAAUAGCUGAGAGCUUUGUGGAAGGAAAAAAAAUGAAAGAGAGCACCUGCGUUCUCAAGGCUGAGGCCUCACUUUCGUUCCGGGUGCUGAGUUUUUUAAGAGGGUGUGUCUUUAUUUAAUGUGUGGGCAUGUUGGCCUCGGGAAGACAUUGAGCUUCAAAAGGCAAAAUGUUUUGUAACCCAGAAAUGUAAUUGUGAGUAGAAUUAUUAUAUCUGAUGAUGAAAUGAGACCUGACUAGUGUGCACACAGCACGUGUGGGGUUGUACUUGCUGGCCCUGCUUCUUUGGAGAGAUGAACACAGCCCUAAUCCCACGGAGAUGCAGCCUGUUUGAACAGCGACAGAUGCUAAUUCAUCUUAGGGAGCAGGCCAGCUCUUCAGUUGAAAGGAAGAGAGCAACCUGACUUGCUGGCAGUUUACAUGCUGGUGAUGGUCUGAUUUCCUCAGGAGCUGAUGGUAGAUAGUGGGGAUCCACCUUCAGCCAAAGGUGUGGGUAGCCACCACCUUAUAGCCAGCAAGAACUUCAAAGGGGGAAGGUGAGGCACACACUUGCCCCAGGCUUGGGAGAGACAGACUG